UUAGUAAUUUACCAGCUUAAAAUGACUGAUAAUAACAUCUGCAAAUAUUUUCUCCGUAUUUUGCCACCUUACAGGCGCAACAUAGUCUUUAUUCUUUGUGGAAUGCAAAUACUUUUUUUCACAAUUAUUUUAGCAAUUCAUCAAGCAUUUUGGCUUUUAUCUACUCGAAUAUUCCCAGUUGCCUAUCAAAUGUUUGAUGAUACAAGAAAUAGAGACUUUGAAUUUUCUUGGAAUAAAACUUCUAGGCAACAAUUGGAUAGGUAUCAAGCACAGUUAGCUGUAAGUUGGGUAAUUGCUUGUGUAGGUAUAAGUAUUUCAAUGCUUUGUAUUAUUCCUGAAUUUUGCACUGUAGAAGUAGCUGCUGAGGAAGAAGUUGAUUUGUGUGUAAGACAACCAAGUAUAGCUAAAAUGUUAACACCAUUAUUAUUUUUAUGUAAUUUCCUUCUGGCUGCUUGUUUAAUUACAGAAUGGGUAGAAUUCCCUUUAUUUGACAAUCUCUUUCACAAUCUUUUUUAUGGUGCAAUUAAAGAAGAAGCUUAUUUAACAAGUUUUGAAGAGGAAUUGAAUUGUGUUAGUGAUGAAGAUAAAGAAGGACUGGAUGUGUGGAAAUGUGACAGAAUAAUAGAAAGAGCUAUAUUAAACCAUAAAUGGCUUAAUCCCCAAUUAAUUGCCCAACUAAUUUUGACUGUUUUAUCAAUAUUUGUUUGUAUGUUAUUUAAUGAUCAAGAAAAAAUCAACAGAGGACAACUAAAUUGUCCAGAAGAAAUUGAUUGA
Molecule: messenger RNA, 774 nt
Organism: Meloidogyne enterolobii
Lineage: Eukaryota; Metazoa; Nematoda; Chromadorea; Rhabditida; Meloidogynidae
Source: the annotation of a GenBank genome assembly